AAAAGUCAAUCGCCUGCAGCCCGCGUCGGAGGAAACCAGCGAAUCGCUUGCGAAUAGUGCCUAGAUUGACGGUGUGCAUGGAGUGCAUACGAGAAAGCAAGACAGAAAAGAAAAAACAAAAGGCCCGGAGACCGGCCCCCAUUCUCAACCCUAGAGUAUGGGGGGUGGAACACCCCUGACAUCUCCAUUCCAUUCCGCUCCAUCGCUUCCAUUUGUUCCAUUUGUUCCUGCCUUCACAUGAACAAGUAAUAUACACAGGCUCAUCUCGUUUCAUCUACAUGUAUGAACAAUUGACCCGUGUAAACGAGCCCCACACGGGCGGCGGGCGGCGGCGGGCGUUCCAAACAUUCGCACCUCGUGAUAUCCUACACACUCUACGCACUCUAUCCUACAGCCCUCGCUCGCUCCCUCGCUCCGACGUCCGCCCGUCUCCUCCCAUCGUUCCCCACGAUCCGUCGGGAGAACUUACCGCAUGCCAAUAUGCCAAUAUAAAAAUUUGCGAGGAAAAAAAUAGAUGGAUAGAACAACGUGGGAUGGCACGUGCACGUGCAUUGGUAUGUUGGUAUGCAUGUUGGUAUGUAAGAACUCCGGAUGGGAUCUGUUGGCAGGCAGGCAGGCAGCUGCACGGAAUUCACGCACUGCGCUGCGCUGCACUGCGAUGUACGGAUUGUACUGCACGGAUUGAAUGCACGGACUGGGAAAAGGUCGGGUCAAAGCUCCUCUCGAGGGAAUCGAGAGAAUGUCGGUUUGGUACCAGCCAGCGCACGCAGGUUUACGCUGCUCUGCUAGUACUAGGUGCAAUGUGCUCUAGGUGCAAAGCAGGUAGCAGGUGCUUUGGGUACCGAUUGCGGAGACAUGUACGGUUGAGUACGGUAGAGUAGAGUGGUUACAUACGCGCUGCAGGGCAUGUACAAUACAUACUGUAUGUAUGUAGAGUACCUCUCCUAGGGCUCUGCUAAGGCUCGACC
Tricharina praecox is the source of this 968-nucleotide messenger RNA. RefSeq lists its product as uncharacterized. The coding region runs from base 279 to 881 and encodes 200 amino acids. Lineage: Eukaryota; Fungi; Ascomycota; Pezizomycetes; Pezizales; Pyronemataceae. The transcript has 2 exons. The record is from RefSeq and is a predicted model, not a curated record.